This is a messenger RNA of Purpureocillium takamizusanense, 2580 nucleotides long. It is a transcript of the gene SAS2, whose product is annotated as Histone acetyltransferase. Gene Ontology annotation, molecular function: histone acetyltransferase activity. Bases 311 to 2443 code for a protein of 710 amino acids. The transcript is spliced from 2 exons. Gene Ontology annotation, biological process: regulation of DNA-templated transcription. Lineage: Eukaryota; Fungi; Ascomycota; Sordariomycetes; Hypocreales; Ophiocordycipitaceae. The record is from RefSeq and is a predicted model, not a curated record.
CUUCCAGUGGCAAACCGCUCUCCGACACCAACAGCUGAAGCCAGCCCUCUGCCUCUCCCCGACGAGCCCACGCGCGCAUGCGCCACGUCCCCCGGCGACAGGCUCGGCUUCCGUGCACCCAACAGCACAGCGCAGCGCAGCGCAGCACGGCACGGCAGGGUGGCGCAUCCAUGUCCUCGGCGAGGCCCCGUCCACUGCUCCGGCGGCCCAGCCCAGCGCCCGUCGGACAGACGCCCGCGACGGCAAAAGCAACCUGACCCGAACCGAGCCGACGACGGCCCCUCCCCGUUGCCCUCCUCUCAAGAGAGCCAUGGCGCCGAAGCGCAAACGAGCGACGGAUCCAGCGCCCGGGGCCGCCGGCGCAACGCGUCGUGCGACGCGUCAAACGCCCGUCGUGCCCCCGCUGCCCGCGCCCGCCGCAGCGCCCGCCAGUGCGAGGGCGGCUCCAGCUCCAGCUCCCGCAGGGGGGGCCUCGGGGGCUCCAGCGGCACCGCAACCGCAACCACGUCCACCACAUCCACCACCAAAACCACAACCACCACAACCACCACCACAACCAAUGGCGCCUGCACCGCCCGCGGCCCACGAAACACCUGUCCCGAUCCCCACGCCGCUGGCCGUCGAGCACAAGGCCGCCGCACCGAGACGCGCCAUCCGCGGACGCGUCCAGCAGCAUCAGCAUCAGCAGCAGCAGCAGCAGCCGCCCAGCGACAGGCCGUCGACGCAGGCACACGAAACCCCCGUGCCGGUGCCGUUUCCAGCAGCCGCCGUCGCCAUCACCGCGAGCCCGGCUGCUUCGAAAACGCGCAUCCCGCCGCCGACGCGCCCGCUCGCCCCCGCUGCCACCCCUCGAGACAACAUGAUUGCGUCCGCGAGCGCCGCGAGCGCCGCCAUCAAGGACGCCGUCCGGCCGUCGGACCUCGUGGCGCCCGAAAUCACAUACCACGUCCCGCAGCCGCACCAGCCCGGCCGCCUGCAGUCGUCGCUCGUCCGCCCUCACGGCCCCUCGGCCGCCCUGCCGCCGCCGCCGCCGCGCCUCGACAGGCCGCCGCCACCCGUCGUGACGCCGGUCCCGCCGCCCAAGCCGCCGACGCUGCCCGUCUCGGACCGGGGCCCCCCGCGGGCGGACCGCAACAUCGAUAAGGUCGUGUUGGGGAACCUCUGCUUCCGGACCUGGUACCCCAGCUACUACGGCAAGGAGGUGCUCGGCGACGCGUCGGGCAACGCCUCCAAGGGCGUCGGCAGCAAGGACAAGGACGUUGCCGGCGCCAAGGACCAGGUGGCGCCCGGUGGCAAGACGUCGUCGUCGUCGUCCAAGAAGGAAAAGGACCAGCAGCCCAUGCUGGAGCGACUCUACGUCUGCCCAAGCUGCUUCAAGUACGCCCGCGAGCUGGUGGCCUGGCGGGGUCACGUCCGCCUGUGCGAGCGACGCGGCCACGUGCCCGGCGAAAAGGUCUACGUCCACCCCAAGGGCCGUCGGCGGAUCCUCGUCGCCCACGACGGCAAGACGCCGGGGCCGGGCCCAAAGCGGAGGCGCGGCGACGGGGGCGUACGCUACGUCGAGGAGAUUGUGCAGGACGAGGGCGAAUGGAGCAUAUGGGAGGUGGACGGCGAAAAGGACGGGCUCUUUUGCCAGAACCUGUCGCUCUUCGCCAAGCUCUUUCUCGACAACAAGUCCGUCUUCUUUGACGUGACGGGCUUCAACUACUUUCUGCUCGUGUACACGCCGCCGGCCAAGCCCACGCCGCCGCCCGGGACGGAGCCCGCGCCGAGGGCCCCCCCGCAGGUGACGGGCUUCUUCUCCAAGGAAAAGAUGUCGUGGGACAACAACAACCUGGCCUGCAUCCUGGUGUUCCCGCCGUGGCAGCGCAAGGGCCUGGGGGCGCUGCUGAUGGGCGCGUCGUACGAGAUCUCGCGGCGCGAGGGCAUCCUGGGCGGGCCCGAGAAGCCCAUCUCGGACCUGGGCCGCAAGGGGUACCGGCGGUUCUGGUCCGGCGAGGUGGCCCGGUGGCUGCUGGGCCUCGACGUGGGUGGCCAGCACGAGACGCUCGUCGACGUCGACGACGUGAGCCGCGGCACGUGGAUCUCGCCCGAGGACUGCCUCGCGGUGCUGCGCGACAUGGGCGUCGUCGAGGACGCGGGCGUGGGGCCCGGCAAGGCGGACGCGACGGAGCCCGAGGCGCGGCACGGCAGCGACGACGACGGGGACGCGGGCGGUGGCGGCAGGGCACCGCUGGAGUCGGCGGCGGCGGCCAGGAGCGACGAGGCCAGGCCGGCGGUGCCGCGCGUGCGCCUCGACAAGGAGGCGGUGCGGCGGUUCGUGGCGACGCACCGCAUCAGCCUCGAGCGGACGUGCGACCCGGACGGCUUCGUCGCGGGCUACGCCAUCAAGGCGCGGGGGGUGGCGGCGGACGCGGACGCGGACGGGGGGGCCGAGGCGUGAGCCUGAUCUGACGCCCUCUACGAUGGAAACGACAUGAUACCCGGAUUGCUACAGUGUUUUGUUUGACAGCGCGGCCUGCUUGUCUGUAUUUUGCACGCGCUGCCGUGCUUAGGUAGUGAUUUGAUGUCAUGGCAUGU